Messenger RNA from Cynara cardunculus var. scolymus (artichoke), 2475 nucleotides. RefSeq names its product wall-associated receptor kinase 5-like. Lineage: Eukaryota; Viridiplantae; Streptophyta; Magnoliopsida; Asterales; Asteraceae. The record is from RefSeq and is a predicted model, not a curated record. The transcript is spliced from 3 exons. The coding region runs from base 1 to 2304 and encodes 767 amino acids. Gene Ontology annotation, molecular function: ATP binding; calcium ion binding; polysaccharide binding. Gene Ontology annotation, cellular component: plasma membrane. Gene Ontology annotation, biological process: protein phosphorylation; cell surface receptor signaling pathway.
AUGAAAGUUCUACUGUGGGUACUAGUUCUAGUGAUCUCGUUGUUUACAUCAUCUCAUACAAAUCCCACCUCCGAAACAUACACCCUCAUCAACGCUACCAAUUUAGCAAAGCCAAACUGCUCGAGCCGAUGCGGAGACGUUAUUGUUCCCUACCCUUUUGGCAUCGGCAACAACACAAAUUGCUCUAUAGGCUCUGGGUUCAAUAUCUACUGUGACAAUUCUUCACGCCCUCCAAAGGCCUAUCUUUUAGAAGGAAAUUAUAACUCAGUCACAUCGAUAUCUGACUCCACACUGCGGACUACAAAUAUGGUGGCUUCCAUAUGCUAUUCUCAAAAUGGCUCUAUUGACAGUUCAUUCAAUAUUUCCACGGAUUAUACUGGUUCGGUGUACACCUUGCCAGAAGUGAACAAGUUCACGGUCAUCGGCUGUGCAGAUUAUGCUUGGCUGACUUCAAGAACAAACUCAAGGGACGUGUCUACAGGUUGCAUGACCAUUUGCUCAACACUGGAUGAUGUUGUAGCGGACGGAUGUACAGGAAGUGGUUGUUGUCAAUCAUCCAUACCCCAUGACAUAAACUACUAUACAACUCGGCUAGAUACCUUGCGGGAUCCGGGCAACAUAAGCUAUACAAGGUCUUUUAAUCCGUGUACGUAUGCGUUUGUCGGUGAGGAGAACUCAUUCAAUUUCAGUGGUAUAACAGAUUUGAACGAUACUUCGUUGAAGGAAAAGAUUGAAGCUAAUGUCUCAAUAGUGCUUGAAUGGGGUAUUGGUAACCUGAGUUGCAUUGACGCCAGAAAAAUAGAUGGUUUUGCCUGCCAAUCAAACAGUGAGUGUGUUGAUUCAACGAGGGAAAGCCAUGGGUACCGUUGCAUCUGUAGUGAAGGCUAUGAAGGAAAUCCCUAUCUAUCCCCUGGCUGUCAAGACAUCAAUGAGUGCGACGAUAAAAGUAACAUCAGCUGCUAUGGUCAUUGCGUUAAUACUCAAGGGAGUUACAACUGUACAUGUUUACCAGGAUACACUGGUGAUGCAACAACACCAAAGGGCUGUCAACCUGCUUCUAAAGACUUCAAAUUCCCAGUUAUAUUAUUCACUUUAGCACUCGUGAUUGGCUUGCUGGCUAUAUUGUUAGGAUUAACUGGGAUUUUCUUUGGCAUAAGGAAAAGGAAACUAAACAAGCUACGAGAAAAAUUCUUUGAGAAAAACGGGGGGGUGUUUCUUAAACAAAAGCUCAAGGCACCGGGGACCAACGAGGCAAUGACUAUCUAUAGCACUGAACAGCUCCGAAAAGCGACUCAUAAUUACUCUAAUGAUCAAAUCAUUGGCCGAGGUGGUUAUGGUGUUGUGUAUAAAGGAAUUUUGCAUGAUGCACGCGUUGUUGCAAUAAAGAAGUCUAAAGUAGUUGAUGGAAMCCAAACAGAACAAUUCGUCAAUGAAGUCUUGAUCCUUACACAAGUCAUACAUCGAAAUGUUGUUAAGCUUUUAGGUUGUUGUUUGGAAGAGGAAGUCCCRGUACUAGUUUAUGAAUUCAUACCUAAUAACACGUUGUUCUAUCACAUUCAUCAUAGACCAGGUGGAAUGAGUUGGUUAUCGUGGGAAAAUCGAUUGAGAAUUGCUGCUGAAGUUGCAGGUGCACUUGGAUACCUUCAUUCACAAGCUAGUAUGCCUAUCAUACACAGAGAUGUGAAGUCUACCAAUAUAUUAUUAGAUGAUAACUACACCACAAAAAUUUCUGAUUUUGGUGCUUCAAGGUUGGUUCCAUUAGAUCACGAUCAAGUCACCACUCUUGUUCAAGGCACACUUGGGUACUUGGAUCCUCAAUACUUCAACACUAGCCAACUGACUGACAAGAGUGAUGUAUAUAGUUUUGGAGUGGUCCUUGCAGAACUCAUAACAGGACAAAAACCCCUUUGUGCAGGUAGAACAAAUGAAGAAAAGAAUUUAGCAACAUACUUUGUCAAGUCGAUGAAAGAAAAUCGCCUAUAUGAAAUUGUUGAACCACGAGUGCUACGUGAAGGGACUUUAGAACAGAUACAAGCAGUAGCUGAGUUGGUACGGAGAUGCGUUAAGUUAGAUGGUGAUGAUAGACCUACAAUGAAAGAUGUGGCAAUAGAGCUAGAGGGCUUGAGGAAGUUUACAACUCAUCCUUGGGUUGAGCAGCAAACAAAUGAAGAAUCAAGAAGCUUAAUGUUAGAAGUCGAACAAUCUGAUCUUUACAGUGUGCCGUUGGUCCCAUAUAGCUCAAACGAAUGGGCAUCUUAUUCAGGUAGUACUCAAAUGAGGUUUCCAGAAAAUGAACCGCGUUAACUUGUUGGGCUACUUGCUAUAGUAUCAAUUGAGAAUCGCGACAAUGCUUUCAGCGACAUGAAAAUCUUCCAUCUCUGAUAACUUCUUCAAGGGUUGUUGUCUCGUAAUUUGAUUGAAUUUAUCAUGUUUUUCCUUAUGAACUCGUAUAUAUCCGUGUGAAGCUUGUAGUAG